AAAAACCAAACCAAAUACCAAACUCUCUCUCUCUCUCUCUCUCUCUCAUCUCGCUCUCUUUAUCUGUGACCAACAACAACACAAAACGCGAAAGCUUCGAAUUUCAAAUUGAAAAAGCUGAGUGGUCGCGACCUUUCUCCCUCUGCGUUUGCCACUUUCUUCUAAUUCGUUCAAACUGUUGAUUCGUACAUAAACAUACUCGCAAUUCUCACUCUACGACGUCGUGUUGAUCAUCAACUCGGCGUGACAGAUGGUGGGGGGUAUAGCCAUGGAUUUCCCGGCAGACGAAACGGCGUCGUUCUCCUCGCCUCCAAGACUUCCCAGGAGGCUCAGACGGCGGCUGACCCUCAUCGACUGUAAGAAGACUCCUAACACCGCCGAACAAAUCGAAACCAAGCUCCGGCUCGCCGAUCUUCGCCGACAGGAAUACUAUGAAAAGUUGUCAAGCAAGGCAAGAGCAAAGCCAAGAAGUCCCUCUCGAUGUUCAUCUCAAGAGGAAGACCUUGGUCAGCGCCUAGAAGCCAAGCUCCAAGCUGCUGAAAAGAAAAGGUUGAGCAUUCUGGAAAGCGCUCAAAUGCGCUUAGCUAAGUUGGAUGAGUUGCGGCAAGCAGCUAAAAGUGGGGUGGAAAUGCGUUUUGAGAAGGAACGUCAAAAGCUUGGCUCCAAAGUGGAAUCACGUUUUCAACAGGCAGAGGCAAAUAGAAUGCUUAUGCUCAAGGCUUAUAGACAAAGAAGGGCCACACUGAAGGAGAGGUCAUCUCAGUCAUUAUUGCGAAAGACAGCAAGGGAGAAGAAGUAUAAAGAGCGUGUAUGUGCUGCAAUUAACCAAAAACGUGCAGCGGCUGAAAAAAAGCGAUUGGGACUUCUGGAAGCAGAGAAGAAGAGGGCCUGUGCAAGGAUGUUGCAAGUGCAAAGUGUGGCUAAGUCUGUUUCUCACCAGCGUGAGAUUGAAAGUAGGGCAAAGAGAGAUCAGUUAGAAGACCGGUUGCAAAGGGCAAAGAGACAAAGAGCAGAAUAUCUAAGGCAAAGAGGAAAGCUACAGAGUUCUUUUCAAUUGAGUUGGAAUAGGAUGCACAAGCAGGCUGAUCUCCUUUCCAGAAAGUUAGCUAGGUGUUGGAGACGUUUCCUUAGGCUGAGGAGAACUACUUUUGCUUUGGCAAAAGAUUAUGAUGCUUUGAAAAUUAAUGUAAAGAGUGUCAAGUCAAUGCCAUUUGAGCAGCUUGCAAUUCUGAUUGAAUCAAUUGAUACCCUUCAGACGGUGAAGGGUCUACUUGACCGACUGGAGAGCCGGUUAAAAGUUUCCAGGGCUGUUGCCUCUAUAAAUUAUCCAUCCAGUUUUGAUAACAUAGAUCACCUUCUCAAACGAGUUGCUUCCCCAAAGAGGAGGACUACACCACGGACAUCUUUAAGAAGUAGAGAAGCGAAGAAAGUAGGUUCCAUCAGGGACAAAGCUAGAACUUCUGUUAAAUUAUCAAGGUAUCCGGUGAGAGUGGUUCUUUGUGCUUACAUGAUUCUGGGUCAUCCAGAUGCGGUUUUCAGUGGUAGAGGAGAGAGUGAAAUUUCUCUGGCCAAAUCUGCAGAAGAUUUUGUUAGAGAGUUUGAGUUGUUACUGAAGGUUAUAUUGGAGGGUCCAAUGCACAGUUCUGAUGAUGAGGCUGACUCCGCAUUGCCCAAACAUUUGACCUUCAGAUCUCAGCUUGGAGCUUUUGAUAAAGCAUGGUGCUCCUACUUGAAUUCCUUUGUGGUGUGGAAGGUUAAGGAUGCUCAGUUGUUGGUGGAGGAUUUGGUGAGAGCAGCGUGCCAUUUAGAACUCUCUAUGAUUCAAACUUGCAAGAUGACCCCGGAAGGAGAGACUGGUGAUCUUACUCAUGAUAUGAAGGCUAUUCAGAAACAGGUUACAGAAGACCAAAAGCUACUGAGGGAAAAAGUGCACCACCUAAGUGGCGAUGCUGGGCUUGAGCGCAUGAAUUCUGCUUUAUCUGAAACAAGGGUAAAUUACUUUCAAGCAAAGGAAACUGGAAGCCCAUCGGUGUUGCAGACCACACACAUUAUUUCUCCGAGCUCACCUAGUCAAAAACUUGGUCUUUCUGCUGCUAGCUCAGAUAAGAAGCCAAGUCGUGUAGUUCGUUCCUUAUUUAGGGAAGCUGAUACCACUCAUCAUGAGGGAGCUAUGUCCUCUGUUCCAAAACCCAAUUUGGGUCUGCAGCUUGGAUCUUCUUCCCAAAAUUUGGUCACAGAGAAUGAAUUGAUCGUGAAUGAGUUUCUCCAUGAGCAGAAGCAGGCUUUUGCUGAUAUCUUCAAUGUUACUGGCAAAGAUAAAAACAAUGUCCAGUCAAAAAUAAGACAGACAAUGGAGAAGGCUUUUUGGGAUGGCAUAAUUGAAUCUGUAAAACAGGAGGAGCCCAACUAUGACAGGAUUAUUCAACUCAUGAGGGAGGUGAGGGAUGAAAUCUGCGAGAUGGCUCCACAGAGCUGGAAACAAGAGAUUAUUGAAGCUAUUGAUGUGGAUAUUCUGUCAGAGGUGCUAAAAUCUGGUAACCUGGACAUUGAUUACCUGGGAAGGAUCCUAGAGUUUUCAUUGGUCACUUUGCGAAGGCUCUCUGCUCCAGCAAAUGAUGAUGAAAUGAUGGCCAUACACCAGAGUUUAAGGAAAGAGCUGGAUGAGAUAUGUCAAACCAAGGAUGAGUCCAACUUCUCAAGUGUGACAGCAAUGAUCAAGGGUCUGCGUUUUAUCCUAGAGCAGAUUCAGGUGCUUAAACAGGAGAUUAGCAAAGCACGUAUAAGAAUUAUGGAACCUUUGUUAAAGGGGCCUACUGGUGUGCAAUACCUUAGAAAUGCUUUUGCCAAUCACCAUGGGUCUCCCUCUGAUGCCAAUAAUUCUCUACCACUGACGGUGCAGUGGCUUUCAUCUGUGUGGAAUUGCAAAGAUCAGGAGUGGCAAGAACAUACAAUCUCGUGCUCAACUUUGAUGAGCAGUGGUGGCCCAUCUCAGGGGUUUGUUCCUUCCACCGCCCUGAGAAGUGGUGGAAGCUUUCUGGUGAAACCAAAUCAGGAUUCUAUUUCUACAUCUGCUACAGAUAUCACAGGUAAUCAACAACCAGAAUGUAAGGGAGAGAGAGUUGAUUUGUUGGUGAGGCUUGGUUUAUUGAAGUUAGUGAGCGGUGUGUCUGGUCUGACAGAAGAGGCUUUGCCUGAGACUUUCAAGCUUAACCUGUCUAGGCUGAGGGCUGUUCAGGCUCAAAUUCAGAAAAUUAUUGUUACUUCUGUAAGCAUCCUUAUUUGCCGGCAAACCCUGUUAAGUGAGAGGGUUAUAACCAGCCCUUCAGACAUGGAGAGCAUAGUAUCAAAGUGCAUUGAGCGACUUUUGGGGGUCUUGGACAGUGUUGAAAAUGCAGGUAUGGAAGAAAUUGUUGAAUCAAUUAGUGAUUUUGCGAAUGACAGCAAAGAAGUUGUGGACACUGAGAAGCUUCGGUCAAGGAAGGCAGUUAUUGGCAGGAUGCUAGCAAAGAGCUUGCAAGCAGGAGAUCCUGUGUUUGAAAGGGUUUCCCGUGCUGUUUAUAUGGCUGCAAGAGGAGUGGUUCUUGGGGGUAGUGGACCAGUUGGAAGAAAAUUAGCAGAAACAGCACUCCGGCAAGUUGGAGCUGCUGCACUGACUGACAGCGUAGUGGAAGCUGCUGAAGUUUUAGUGGUGGCAGCCACUAUAUCAGUUGGUGUUCAUGGUCCCUGGUAUAUACAUCUGACCGAUAACAUGUGAUGAAGUGGGUUUGAUAAAAAUCACUUGGUCGUACAGAAGAAAUAAAAUACACAUGUAUAUAGUAGUGUCUGUUGUGUGGAAAGGCAGUGUUAAAAGCUAGUUGUAGAUGUAAGUAGAUGUGCAGAUGUAAGGUAUGGAUAUUGAUUCUUUCAUGUAAUAAAACAAGAUGUAAAUAUGUUCUAGACUGAAUUUAAGGUGCUCUGUUUAUUCUGGUUCA
Molecule: messenger RNA, 3971 nt
Organism: Prunus avium (sweet cherry)
Lineage: Eukaryota; Viridiplantae; Streptophyta; Magnoliopsida; Rosales; Rosaceae
Product: T-complex protein 11
Biological process (GO): signal transduction
Source: RefSeq, a predicted model, not a curated record